Molecule: messenger RNA, 957 nt
Organism: Penaeus indicus
Lineage: Eukaryota; Metazoa; Arthropoda; Malacostraca; Decapoda; Penaeidae
Product: clumping factor A-like
Exons: 3
Coding region: 1-957 (318 amino acids)
Source: RefSeq, a predicted model, not a curated record
AUGCCACGCCUCCUUGGGUCACGGCCGGAGACGCUGGAGGGAAGACCCAACGGAAGAAAGAACACAGAAAUUCAACGAAGACGAUAUAUCACACAUAUUACAUUAGAUCCUGACGAAGAUACAAACUCACCUUCCGACACUGACUCACCUUCCGACACAGACUCACCUUCCGACACAGACUCACCUUCCGACACAGACUCACCUUCCGACACUGACUCACCUUCCGACACAGACUCACCUUCCGACACUGACUCACCUUCCAACUCAGACUCACCUUCCGACACUGACUCACCUUCCGACACAGACUCACCUUCCGACACUAACUCAUCUUCCAACAAAGACUCAUCUUCCAACACUGACUCACCUUCCAACACUGACUCAUCUUCCGACACUGACUCACCUUCCGACACUAACUCAUCUUCCGACACUGACUCACCUUCCGACACUAACUCAUCUUCCAACAAAGACUCACCUUCCAACACUGACUCACCUUCCAACUCAGACUCACCUUCCGACACUGACUCAUCUUCCAACACUGACUCACCUUCUGACACUGACUCACCUUCCAACUCAGACUCACCUUCCGACACUGACUCAUCUUCCAACACUGACUCACCUUCCGACACUGACUCACCUUCCGACACAGACUCACCUUCCGACACUGACUCACCUUCCAACUCAGACUCACCUUCCGACACUGACUCACCUUCCGACACAGACUCACCUUCCGACACUGACUCACCUUCCGACACUAACUCAUCUUCCAACAAAGACUCACCUUCCAACACAGACUCACCUUCCGACACAGACUCACUUCCCGACACAGACUCACCUUCUGACACAAACUCACCUUCUGACACAGACUCACCUUCCAACACAGACUCACCUUCCAGCACAGAAUCACCUUCCAACACAGACUCACUUCCCGACACAGACUCACCUUCCGACACCUGCUAA